This is a messenger RNA of Endocarpon pusillum Z07020, 1545 nucleotides long. RefSeq lists its product as uncharacterized. Gene Ontology annotation, cellular component: nucleus. The transcript is spliced from 3 exons. The coding region runs from base 1 to 1545 and encodes 514 amino acids. Gene Ontology annotation, biological process: subtelomeric heterochromatin formation. Lineage: Eukaryota; Fungi; Ascomycota; Eurotiomycetes; Verrucariales; Verrucariaceae. The record is from RefSeq and is a predicted model, not a curated record. Gene Ontology annotation, molecular function: histone H4 acetyltransferase activity.
AUGGGCGAUGAGUGGUCAUCAGACGCCAACGAGGCCGUUUCUAUUGAGCUUGUAGAAGCUGACGCCAAUGCGCUACGAACUGUACACCGCUUCCACCCAAAGUUCACAUAUCCUAUCUUUGGAGAGGAAGAGCGAAUUUUUGGCUAUAAAGCUCUUGACAUUACAUUCCGGUUUGCGGCUCAUGAUCUGCGUCCGAACUGUGUUAUCUCCUACGAUCGCAAGUUUCCCGCCAUUGCAGAUACUGCUGCCCUUGAUAUCCGUGAUGCGUUGAAGGACUUCAUACCAGCCGCUGCCUUCGCAAAAGCCAACGACUUCGAGAAGACUGUCCAGAAUGACUCCUCUGCUCAAGAAUUUACUCCACCUGGCAAGCUCGUCAAAUCAUACUCGCGAAAGGGUAAAAAUUUUGAGAUCUGGUCUGGAUCAUUACUGGAUAGCCGAGUGCGGGAGACCAUCCAUCGGAUGCAGAUAUUCAUCUCGUUCUUUAUAGAGGCAGGCACACCUCUCAACACUACGGACGCUGACUGGACACUGGAUCGCUGGACCGUCUACUUCGUCUACGAGAAAAGCUCCCGGCCUUCACUUCCAACUCGAUCUCCCUACACUUUCAUCGGCUAUGCCACAACAUACCGAUUUUACACCUUCCGACCGCGGUAUCAAACGUCCACGGAGAGCGGCGGGGAUACUCAUGUCUCAGAUAUCGUUCUGCCGUCCAAAGAAGAGAUCACCGCAGCAGCCCUUCCGUCACGACUGCGUAUUUCUCAAUUCCUCAUCCUACCUCCUCAUCAGGCUUCUGGACAUGGUUCCGCUCUUUACAACUCAAUAUAUUCCUACGCACUCGCUGACAGCACGAUCCGCGAGCUCACAGUCGAAGAUCCAAGCGAGGAAUUUGAUAUGCUGCGUGACAUCAAUGAUUGGAAAGUACUUGAACCCAAGUUUGCUGCUACUGAUGUCAAAAUCAAUACAUCUCCGUCCGAUCCUUCGCAAAAACGCCGCUUAAGGCGGUUGCCCACCCCGAAGCUUCUUCCAAUUGAGACCUUGCGGUCAAUUCGCUCGGAAACAAAGAUAGCUCCGCGACAAUUCGCUCGUCAGCUUGAAAUGUAUCUUCUUUCACUGAUACCGUUCUCACACCGAGCCGCAGGCGGGGCUAAUCUCACCAAGCUGCUUAUCCAGAAAUCCAAGACGUCGAAUCCUCAUGAUAAAUUUUACUAUUGGUGGCGGUUGAUCCUUAAACAGCGCAUCUUUAAAAAGAAUAGAGAUGUUCUGCUUCAGCUGGAGGGGAAUGAGAGGCAGCAGAAGAUAGAUGAAGCUGCUCGAGCGCAAGAGGAUGAGUACGAGAAGCUUCUGCUCAUCUUCGCGACGUCGAAAGCUAAAGAGCUUCCGAAGAAUGGGAAUAGUGGAACGGCAGGCGAGGUGCUGGUGAAGGACCGAAAGAGGAAGCUGGUGCCUGAUGAGGAUGAGGAUGACGACCCAAAUUCACCGUCGCUCGAACCCGACGCGAAAGUAGCACGCAGCAACGGGAAAAUCCACGAUUCUGACCACUUUUAG